Messenger RNA from Didymella exigua CBS 183.55, 458 nucleotides. Its product is annotated as small nuclear ribonucleo protein SmF. Bases 95 to 382 code for a protein of 95 amino acids. Gene Ontology annotation, molecular function: RNA binding. NCBI's taxonomy places the organism in Eukaryota, Fungi, Ascomycota, Dothideomycetes, Pleosporales, Didymellaceae. The record is from RefSeq and is a predicted model, not a curated record. Gene Ontology annotation, cellular component: U1 snRNP; catalytic step 2 spliceosome. The transcript is spliced from 2 exons. Gene Ontology annotation, biological process: spliceosomal snRNP assembly; mRNA splicing, via spliceosome.
CACAACUCGGUCGCAAACAUGGCUGCCGUUGCUCCCUUCAACCCCCGGCCGCUGCUCCAGAGCCUGUACGUCCCGCACCUCACCUACCUACCCCAUGACGACCCAGCACGCGCACCGCCACCCCAUAUUCCCCGAUGCUAAUCUGCGCAGCGUCGACAAGGACAUUGUCGUGCGCCUCAAGUGGGGCGAGACCGAGUACAAGGGCAGACUCGUGUCGGUCGAUCUGUACAUGAACAUCCAGCUGUCCAACACGGAGGAAUUCGUCAACGGCGUCAGCUCCGGCACCCUGGGCCAGGUGCUGAUCCGCUGCAACAACGUGCUGUGGAUUGGGCACGCCGAUGGCGUCGAGAGCAAGAAGGGGGAUACGGCUAUGAGCGGUUGAGCGGCGCGGCUGGAGGAGGGUGAAUAUGGGUUAUCAAAAGUUUGUGCAAAGCACAGGGAGAGAGACACGAAGCGCU